This is a messenger RNA of Striga hermonthica, 1209 nucleotides long. The record is from the annotation of a GenBank genome assembly. Lineage: Eukaryota; Viridiplantae; Streptophyta; Magnoliopsida; Lamiales; Orobanchaceae.
AUGGCCACUGCAAUAGCUUCAUCCUCAUCCUCUCUCCUCUUCUCCACCUCAUCUCUCUCGUCCUCGUCAUCAUCCUCUCUCGCUCCCAUUGCCCGACUUUCUCUCUCCUCACUCUCGUCUCAGUCUCUCCCCUCCUCUCUCUCCUUCUCACCGUCUUUUCGAGCAGUUUCGACUAAAAACGCCUCCAGAAGGGCUUUCUCGUCAUUCACAGUCCGCGCGGAGAAGAAGAAUGUGCUCGUUGUCAACACGAACAGCGGCGGCCAUGCCGUCAUCGGAUUCUACUUUGCAAAGGAGCUUCUGGCGGCCGGCAAUGGUGUCACGAUCCUGACCGUUGGUGAGGAGGGCUCGGACAAGAUGAAGAAGCCGCCUUUCAACAGAUUCUCAGAAAUUGUGAGUGCUGGAGGGAAGACAGUGUGGGGUGAGCCAGCAGAUAUUGGGGAGGUGUUGGAGGGAGCUGCGUUUGAUGUGGUGUUGGAUAACAAUGGAAAGGAUUUGGAUGCUGUGAGGCCAGUAGCAGAUUGGGCAAAGAGUACAGGAGUGAAGCAAUUUUUGUUCAUCAGCAGUGCAGGGAUUUACAAGCCAACCGAUGAGCCUCCGCAUAUUGAAGGGGAUCCGGUCAAAGCUGAUGCUGGCCAUGUGGGAGUAGAACAAUAUAUUUCAGAGACUUUUGAUAAUUGGGUGUCUUUCCGCCCACAGUACAUGAUUGGCUCCGGCAACAACAAGGACUGCGAAGAAUGGUUCUUUGACCGCAUCGUCAGAGGCCGACCUGUCCUGAUUCCCGGCUCCGGUAUGCAGUUAACAAACAUAGCCCACGUGAGAGACUUAUCAUCCAUGCUCACUUUAGCAGUCCAAAAUCCAGAAGCCGCAGGCGGAAAAAUAUUCAACUGUGUUAGUGACCGUGCUAUCACACUCGAUGGCAUGGCCAAAUUAUGCGCUCAGGCAGCUGGGCUGCCUGUCGAGAUAGUGCAUUACAAUCCAAAAGCAGUUGGAAUAGACGCAAAAAAGGCUUUUCCUUUCCGAAACAUGCAUUUCUAUUCCGAGUCAUGGGCUGCAAAGGAGAUUCUUGGGUGGAGUGGGACGACAAAUCUACCCGUAGACUUGAAGGAGAGAUUUGAAGAAUAUGUGAAGAUCGGUAGAGACAAGAAGGAAAUUAAAUUCGAGACAGAUGAUAAGAUUCUUGAGGCACUCAAAGUACCUGUGGCAGUAUGA